AUGGCGGUGACAGGAUGCACGCAAUGCAUUAAAUAUAUGUUAUUCUUCUUUAAUUUCAUUUUCUGGCUGGCCGGAGGAGUGAUCUUAGGCGUGGCUCUGUGGCUUCGUCACGACAGUCAGACUGGCAACCUCCUCAUUCUUCAGUUUGAAGGCCAACAGGCACCGGGCACCUUCUAUAUCAGUGUCUACAUAUUGAUAGCUGUCGGAGCUGUGAUGAUGCUAGUGGGCUUCCUCGGCUGCUAUGGUGCUAUUCAGGAAUCGCAGUGCCUGUUAGGGACGUUCUUCUUUUUCUUGGUCAUCCUCUUUGCCUGUGAAGUGGCUGCAGCCAUCUGGGGUUUCAUGAACCGAGACACAAUCUCCAAAGAACUGAUCAACUUCUACGACUCGGCGUACAUCAAGGCUGUGGAUGUCUCGGGCUCUCCUAGUAAAGAUGCCGCCAUCAAGGUGCUGGAUGUUUUUCACACCACGCUCGACUGUUGUGGUAAAGGAGACGACACCGCGCUCUUCAAACAGGUCACCAGCACUUUGUGUCCCAGGAAGUCUCCAGAGGAUUUUCUCAAGUCACAGCAGAGCUGUCACGACAAACUGAUCGAGCUGUUCUCAGAGAAGCUUUAUCUGAUUGGCCUUGCUGCGCUGGUGGUGGCAGUCAUUAUGAUCUUUGAGAUGAUCUUCACUAUGGUGCUCUGCUGUGGGAUCCAUAACGCCCCAGCGUAUUAA
Nerophis lumbriciformis (worm pipefish) is the source of this 717-nucleotide messenger RNA. Lineage: Eukaryota; Metazoa; Chordata; Actinopteri; Syngnathiformes; Syngnathidae. The record is from RefSeq and is a predicted model, not a curated record.